AAAGUAAGGUGUGUGAACGUAACGUACUCGUGUCACAUAAUAUAUAAGAAAAUAUAUAGGAAGUGCGUGUUUUUCGCAAUUGUUGUAUUUACAUGCAAUAAAAUAACUUAUUUUAUUUUCUAUAUAAAAUUUAAAUGAAACAAUAAACAACUAAAUUAAAGUGAAGUGAAAUAAAACUAAGAAUGCGAUAAAGAGGUUAACAAAGCGAGUGGAGAGUUACGAUAAAUCUGUCACAGUUCAAGGUUUUUUUCUUUUAAUCCCCAAGAAAAUCGGACUUUUAAAGUGUUUCUAAUUUAAUAUUAUUAAUUUUAUCAAUUAUUUCGUGAAUGUGGCUUAGUAUUGCAUUGGAAGUUGUAAUUAAAAACGCAAUUUAGUAAAAUUAAAACACAAGGAGAGAAAAAAUUCUCCAAUUGGAAUUUGACAGUGACAGUUUAGUGAAUUCAACCACCACCCAUUGUGUACACUAAAAACCAAAAGUUUGAAGUGUUUUCGCCUUUGCCUUAGAAAAGAAAAUACAUUAAUUAAAAAAACACAAAAAAAUGAAAACACCUGCAAAAUCUGUUGCUGCAGUAAAUACUGCAAAUACCACAAUCAAUAAUAACAAUAACACACAAGGAGGUGGUAAUAAUAACAACAAUUUGAGUAAUCCGACCAACAAUAUGGAUGCUUCGUUUUAUGAUGAUAAACAACAACAGCAACAACAACAAACUCAACAGCAGUUCGCCGCACCCGCAGGCAAUGCUUCAAAGAGACCAAUAUCGCUGGAUCUAAACACAUCGAAGAGUAAUCCUGCCAAGAAACAACGGAUGAGUGAAGUUGUUCCAACUCCUAUGCUCCUGGAACAGCUGGCAACGCCUGAUUUGGAAAAGAUCCUAAUGCCAAUUAAUUUACUUAAUGAUCUUACACCACUAGCAUUUUCUUCCAAGGUGACAUCUGAACAAGAAGGUUUUGCCAAGGGAUUUGUUGAAGCACUUAAAAGUCUCCAAAAUAACGACAACAAUAAUUCUCACACAAAUGGAAUGAGUGGCGGUUCAUUUACAUACACAAAUUUGGAUGACUCAUAUCCAGUUGCUAUUAAAGACGAACCACAAAAUCCACCAGCCUCACCACCCCAAUUAACUCCAAUUGAUUUGGAAAAUCAAGAAAAAAUCAAACUAGAACGCAAGAGACAACGGAAUCGUGUAGCAGCAUCAAAGUGUCGCAAGCGUAAACUGGAACGCAUUUCAAAACUCGAAGAGAAAGUUAAAGAACUCAAAGGAGAAAAUGCUGACCUUGCGCUCGUUUUAAAGAAUCUCAAAGAUCAUGUAUUCCAAUUAAAACAACAAGUUAUCGAUCACAUCAAUGCUGGUUGCAAUAUUGCAUUAUAUAAUGGCGCUACCCUUUUGCAAAGCAAAUAACAGGAGGAUUUCGCCGAUAUACUUGAUGGCAGUGGAGGCGGGGGAAGUGGAUCGUCGCUGGACUCCUCUGAAGCUGCCACAACGGCAACAUACGAAUUAGUUGUGCCCUCCGAAGAGGAAUCCCUCCAGCCAGUUGAAAUAGCCGCCAAUGCAAAUGCCAAUGCCAAUGAAACAAAUGAUGCAAACGACAGACCUCUACUAUUCGUGAUAGUAACCGAUUAUAAUAUGCAAUAGGAUAGAAUAGUAACACAAUUUAACUACAUAAUAAUAUAUUGUCUCUUAAUUGGCUGUAGUAAGAGAGUAAGUGAGUGUGCAAAGGGGAAGCAUAAGAGAUAUGCUCUUUUACUCGUUAAUCGGCCAAUCGGUUCUUAUUUAAUUUCUAAGCUUAAAAACUGUGUGCUUUUUGAUAGAGCUUACGCGUUGAUUGUAAUAUUUUGCUUUUUAGCUUCUCUUUAUUUUACUUUUUAUAGCAAAGUGCCUUUCAAAUAUUUUUUUAAAGUUUUUUUUUAUAUGAAUAUUAAAAAUCGAGAGAUUGAUGCUUUCGAUAAAUUACAAAUUAGAAUGAAGCAAUCUUUGGUAAACAAAAACAAAGACAGAAUGGCCUUAAAUUUUACACAUAACACAAAUUAAAUAACACUUUAUUAAUAUAUAUAUUAUAUAUAUUUAUAUAUAUACCUAUUAUAAACUACUUAACACACGUGCAAACAUUAUAUAAUUUAUUUUAGUUUUAUUAAACAAAAAAUAAAUCAUAUAAUAUUGUAUAUAGUAUUAUUAAUUUUAAAUGUGUAUUUUUUUUAUUUUUCAAAGCUUUAGAAAGUAUCCUUGAAUAACAGAAAAAAAAAGAUAAAAACAUACAUAGAUACUCAAAAGACAACACUUUUAACAAAUCUAAUUUGAUAUUUUCUAUUAAUUAAUAAUGAUGUAGGUGUAUUAACAUAUAAUAUACAUUGUAUACUUAUUAUGUACAGAGAAUUCUUGUUCUUAACAUUGUGUAUUUUAUUUUAUUUUUUGAAAAAAGGUUUUAAUUUAAGUUAAAUAUAAUAUUUUAUUUUUUCCUUAUAAUGUAUGAAACAAUUAUUUUAAGAGAAUACAAUUUAAGAAAUAUAAUUUAAUAUUUUAAA
This is a messenger RNA of Eupeodes corollae, 2518 nucleotides long. RefSeq names its product transcription factor Jra (gene Jra). The record is from RefSeq and is a predicted model, not a curated record. Gene Ontology annotation, molecular function: transcription factor binding; DNA-binding transcription factor activity, RNA polymerase II-specific; RNA polymerase II cis-regulatory region sequence-specific DNA binding. Gene Ontology annotation, cellular component: transcription regulator complex. Gene Ontology annotation, biological process: regulation of transcription by RNA polymerase II; regulation of cell population proliferation; regulation of cell cycle. The transcript has 3 exons. Bases 540 to 1397 code for a protein of 285 amino acids. Lineage: Eukaryota; Metazoa; Arthropoda; Insecta; Diptera; Syrphidae.